GGAUCCAGUGCAAAUUAUUAAAAUACUGGGACAGUAUAAAUGUUGACUAAUGGCCAAUUUGGUGUUGAAAUCCAGUUUUGCUCAGAUGUUUUUUUUAUUUGCGUAAAACACCAUCUUUAAAAUUAAACCCUCUCAGGAUUGUCUUAAAACACAUGGGUAAAGGAUUUCUAGCAGAAAUAAUAACCUUACGUAAUAUCCACAUAAAUUAGUGAGUGUAUUACUUCCCAUUGAGUUGCAUGAUUUUCUCACAGUGUAAACGCUUGCAGAGUAAAAUGGUGUGUGUGUGUUUUUUUUAACUUGUGUAUCUAUAGUCUAUACAAAAUAUAGAAUUUUUCAUAUCACUACAGUUGAAGCGCUGUUGAGAAAUGAUAUAGUCUGUAUUUCCAGACAUAUUUACAGCUCUCGCAUCCCUUAAAGAUCCUCCUUGGAAAAGCAGACAAUUAAUUUAGUGGGACAGUCUGGGCAAUAAAACCAAUUUGACCUGGAGUAAAUGGAUACCACAAUGCACAGAGGGAUGCAUAGCAUAAACAAGAUGUACUAAUCAAUACACACACAGUUGUGUCAGGAUGUGCGAAUGCACUGACACCUUCAUGCAAAAUCCCAUUUAAAGCUUUUGCAGAAAAGCCCACUGUGGGUUAGCCAGUGAUAAGUCUCCCUUUGAGAGGAGUGGAAACAACAAAGGCACCCCCUGCAGUAGUAGAAAUCUAAUAUUGGCACCCGAAGCAGCUGGCGGGCUGUCUCCUGUAAUUUUAGCGCACACUGAUGCGGAGGAAAGAUUUAAUGGGCAUUGGUCGGCAUACCCUCUUCUGAGGGCGUAAAGGAGACAGAGCAGAGCGAGCAGAGAGGGAGGGGAGCAGAGGAAGAGGACAGUGAGGAGAGAGGGAGAGAGAAAGGCAGCGUGUGAGGACUGCUGUGGCUCAAAAAUAAAGUCAGGCAACUAUCUGGAGCAGCAUGACUCUUCUAACACUUGGACUGUAUCUGCCACUGUGGUUUCAUUAUGGCCUGGCUCAGUCUUCUAUUCCGGACAGCUUUAUUCCAUUCCCAGCAGCUCUCAGAUCCCAGGAGCAGCAGAGGAGAUUCAACCCAUGCUGUUUACUGAGUCUGCCUCCACCCCCGCUGUUUCCUCCACCCCCUUCACUUUGGCGCCGCCACACUCAUAAUGAAGGCAUUUAUGGAGGUCGAUCAGAGCCGGGCCAUGAGGACAAAGGUGCCUGUGUCCAAGGCCCCCCUGGGCCUGCUGGUCCCAUUGGACCUCAGGGUCCACCUGGAUUGCCUGGUAUAGAAGGACCUAAGGGAGAAAAGGGAGAAAUCGGAAGACCUGGGCAAAAGGGUCGCACAGGUCCUCCUGGACUUCCUGGGAAGCAGGGACCAGCUGGAUGGCCAGGACCAAGUGGGCCCAAAGGUGAGAAAGGUGACUCAGGGCUGAUGGGCUUGCCUGGAGCCAGAGGACCAAUUGGGCCACGGGGUUUAUCUGGAUAUAAAGGUGAAAAGGGCUCACAAGGUGUUCGUGGUGAGGGUGGCAUGAAAGGAGACAAGGGUGCAAUGGGUUUCCCAGGAAUGCUUGGACAGAAAGGUGAAAUGGGUCCAAAAGGAGAACCUGGGAUCUCAGGAAACAGAGGACCCACUGGCCGACCAGGGAAGAGAGGCAAACAGGGAAUGAAAGGAGACCCGGGCAGUCUAGGUCCUAUGGGACCUGCAGGCCCACAGGGACCUCCUGGCCAUCCUGGUCCUCCUGGUUCACCUGCCACAGGACUUUACAUGGUUGGAACAAAGGGUGCACGUGGUCCACCUGGGCCGCCUGGAAAGUGUAGCUGCGGCACUUUCAGUAAUUCUCAAUUUGAAGAUCAUCCCUCCAGAGGAAGCUAUCCUAAAGUACCAGCGAUAUUCGUGGUGAGCAAUGAGGAAGAACUGGAGCGCCUUCACACAGAUAACGCUCUUGCAUUCCGCAAAGACCAGAGAUCUCUCUAUUUCAAAGACAUUGAUGGCUGGCUGCCAAUUCAGCUGACUCCGUUCCAGUCCAUGGAAAACGCACCAGACGAGGAAGGUUACUGUGGUGAUGGGAUAGUGCAGAUUACUAAUGGAGAGGAGUGUGAUGACAGAAACAGAGUCGUCACCGACGGCUGUGUCAAGUGUAAACACGCCUACUGUGGAGACGGAUAUCGCUAUGAGGGGGCUGAGGAGUGUGAUGGAAAAGACUUUGGAUACCAGACAUGUAAUUCAUAUCUUCCAGGGUCAUAUGGUCACCUCAAGUGCACACCAUACUGUGUUAUUGACUCCACAAACUGCAAGUACUUCACUUGAGGAGGAACCUGGACAGUGCAGCGGGAUCCUUUGUGUGUUAUUUGCUAUACACAUAAUGGGAAUACUUUCAUGCAAAAAAAAAUAAUAAUAAUGCCACAAGCAAGAGACUCUGGAGGAAGAGGCAGCCAAUGAUUCUAUGAUGAAAGAAAACCAAAACAUAUAUAUAACUCCUCUGUACUGCUGCUAAGAUGCCACGUAGAUCCCCGGAGUUAUAGCAAGAGUCGGUCAGUUGAAGGGGAAAACCUUCACCUACACUUAGGAAAUACACAGGACAACUGCACUCUGUCUUAACAAAGCUGGACUUAAGACUGGCCUCCUCACCAUGCCCGAUUGGACUGGAAUCAGCUUCUGGAUGCAACGGUUGUUUGACAGCCAUGCAGAGACUUAAUUAAGUGCCAGUUGGAGAUGUUGCAGAAGAGCAGUAGCCGGGCCAGAGGCUUAUUAAUCUUGACCCAGUUACUGUUGAGAAAAAGAGCCAGUAGGACAUGCAGAGCCAUGGUCCCAGGUAUUCUACUGCAGCGUGAGUGACAGUGCACAGCAUUUGCAUGAGGCUGGGAUUACUAAGACCAUGAAAGCAGCUGUCACUAUCCAAGCAUGUAACCUAUCACUUUACUCAUUAUUGCCACGACAAAGUCCGUACUGUGUACUCCCAAUCUCACAUCAACGAUUUCAGUUGUAAAACCAGGGAUGUAGUAUGAUCAAUAUUAAAGCAAGGGAUGGAGAUAGAGGUGGAUAUAAUGCAUGAAUUAUGCACCGCUAAUAUUUCAGGAGGCCACACUUCUCACAGGUCCUGUGAAACUUCAGUGUCUGACUUGGCUUGUGGUGGUACUGUACUUGACAGGGACAUUCAGAUUCAACUUCAUCUAUCCGAAAACCUCUCAGGAACCAACAGGUAAUGUUGCUCCACACGGCACGUUUCACAGGCAUCCUCCGACUACUCUCUUUGCAAAUUUAAAUGACAGCGACUGUACGCCGAGAGCACACAGGUAACUCAAACAAAAGCUUUAACCGCAUCAACAAUGUGCGGUUCCUUUAGGCACCAUCACGUUCCUUCCCUGUGCUUCAAUGAGAAACUAAAUAUACUGUAUGUGAAGGCUUGAAACUGUUAUGUUCUUAAUUUUCUCACUGCACAGGAAAGGCUGGAAUAGUCUGUAGCUGCUAAAUGGGGGGGAGGAAUUCAAUUCCAGUCUGUUCUAUGGUCAUUACUGUAUUUACUAUAAUACCUCUUUAUCCAGUCUUUCUGUCUUACAGUAAACAGCAACAGAGAAACUCAACAGUAAACUUAACAGUGUAGAUGUAGUCCGCUCUGUCUUGGGCACCAAUGGUGAAAAUGAAUGUGCCGAUUAUAAGCUGACAUUUUCCAUAAGCUACUGUAUGAGUCGCAGUGCCAAGGGAGACCUUUUCUUAGCCAUACUUAGACAUAGUCAAGUGUUAUAAAGUGAUUCUUCUUUGAUUGCAGAUGUACAAACAAGGAAUUGAAAGAUAAAGACUGUUACUAUAUUGUGUCCGCAUGCUUGUGAUAAUGUGCCAUUGAGUGUGAGAUGCUUCCACUCUGUCAAACAUUGUUUUGUAAAUCAUCAUUGCAUUCAUCAGCAUAGCAGGUGUCUUAAGAAAUGUCAGCCUUGCUCUGCUCAGAGUUGUAGUACUGUACAGUAUGUGUGACACACCUUAUAUGAUAGUGAUGAACUGUGCCAUGCACAAAGCUGAAAUACUUUUUGGAAAAACCAUGUUGAAUGUUCUUGUCUGUGGCCUGUGCUGCUGUGCUGUAUCUUGUACUGUGUAUGCACAACAAUGCUGAAACAUACCAUGCAUGUGGUAACGUACUGUAAGGCUUUAUAAAACAUAGUAUGCACUGUGA
Molecule: messenger RNA, 4159 nt
Organism: Thunnus maccoyii (southern bluefin tuna)
Lineage: Eukaryota; Metazoa; Chordata; Actinopteri; Scombriformes; Scombridae
Gene: colq
Product: collagen-like tail subunit (single strand of homotrimer) of asymmetric acetylcholinesterase
Exons: 17
Coding region: 952-2301 (449 amino acids)
Source: RefSeq, a predicted model, not a curated record